This is a messenger RNA of Linderina pennispora, 561 nucleotides long. RefSeq names its product 60S ribosomal protein L12. Gene Ontology annotation, molecular function: large ribosomal subunit rRNA binding; structural constituent of ribosome. The transcript has 3 exons. Gene Ontology annotation, cellular component: cytosolic large ribosomal subunit; ribosome. Gene Ontology annotation, biological process: translation. The record is from RefSeq and is a predicted model, not a curated record. Lineage: Eukaryota; Fungi; Kickxellomycota; Kickxellomycetes; Kickxellales; Kickxellaceae. Bases 85 to 561 code for a protein of 158 amino acids.
CGCUCCGCGCACCACCACCACCGAUUCCUUCUUUUCAAAAAAUAGUCUCCGCAUCUAUUUUUCUAAAAUUACAUCGUAGCGAAGAUGCCCGGAAAGUUUGACCCGUCCGCUGUCUCUGUGAUUACCCUCCGCGCUACUGGUGGUGAGGUUGGUGCGUCGUCCGCCCUUGCUCCCAAGAUCGGUCCUCUGGGUCUUUCGCCCAAGAAGGUCGGUGAGGACAUUGCCAAGGCCACCAAGGACUGGAAGGGUCUGCGCGUCACCGUUCAGCUGACCGUCCAGAACCGUCAGGCUACCGUCUCGGUCGUUCCCUCGGCCUCGUCGCUGGUCAUCCGCGCCCUUAAGGAGCCCGUCCGCGACAAGAAGAAGGAGAAGAACAUCCUGCACAACGCGUCGCCAAGAUCCAUGCGUGAGGCUGACAAGUCGCUGGCCCGCGAGCUCAAGGGUACCGUCAAGGAGAUCCUCGGCACCGCCUUCUCCGUUGGCUGCACUGUCGAUGGCGAGAGCCCCGUUGACAUCCAGCAGAAGAUUGACGAUGGUGAGAUCGAGAUCGCCGAUAACUAA